AAGAACACCCACACACCCACACACACACACACAAUCCAUAUAGACAACCAGCAUGAGCACGCUGCAAUCGAUGACGGUGUCACGGUUCAACGGACCGUCGUUUGUCGGUGUCCGACCGUAGAUACAGGGUUUGAAUAGUGCGUGUGUGUCAAAUUGGUUUCUGUUUUUUUAAAGAUUUUUUUGUUGCUCUGGCUCGUUGGGCGGUGACAGAAGCUUUGCGGAAGUGCUGCUCCACAGAAGUCAUAUGACCGCGACGCAGCAGACGGAGAAGAUGGUGCCGAAUUCUGGAUAAAACCCUCCGGACACGGCGACUCUCAACCACAAACCGCACGAUGGAGGAGAUUAAAGUGUCUCCUGACUAUAACUGGUUCAGAAGCACCGUGCCCCUGAAGAGAAUCAUUGUCGACGAUGACGACAGUAAGGUGUGGUCGCUGUAUGACGCAGGGCCAAAGAGCAUCAGGUGUCCCAUUAUCUUCCUCCCCCCCGUCAGUGGGACAGCCGAGGUGUUCUUCCAGCAGUUGCUGGCCCUGACGGGCUGGGGCUACAGGGUCAUCUCGCUGCAGUAUCCCGUUUACUGGGAUCUCUCAGAGUUCUGUGAUGGCUUCAGAAAGCUUCUGGAUCACCUUCAACUAGACAAAGUCCAUUUGUUUGGGGCGUCUCUGGGAGGUUUCUUGGCUCAGAAGUUUGCAGAGUGCACACACAAGUCACCCCGGGUGCACUCGCUGAUCCUGUGCAAUUCAUUCAGCGACACCUCCAUCUUUAACCAGACAUGGACAUCCAACAGCUUCUGGUUGAUGCCAGCUUUCAUGUUGAAGAAGAUCGUUCUAGGGAAUUUUGCAAAAGGACCUGUGGACCCCAAAAUGGCAGAUGCAAUUGACUUCAUGGUUGACAGGUUGGAGAGUCUGAACCAAAGUGAGUUAGCAUCACGGCUAACACUGAACUGUCAGAACUCCUAUGUGGAGCCUCACAAAAUAAAAGAAGUUGCGGUCACCAUUAUAGAUGUGUUUGAUCAGAGUGCUCUGUCUCUGGAGGCCAAGGAGGAGAUGUAUAAACUGUAUCCCAAUGCCAGACGAGCUCAUCUGAAAACUGGAGGAAACUUCCCUUACCUGUGUAGGAGCGCCGAGGUCAACCUCUACAUACAGAUUCACCUGCGUCAGUUCCACGGGACACGAUACGCUGCCAUCAGUCCUGACAUGGUGAGCAACGAGGAGCUGGAGGUGCAGGAGAGUCACCUUAGUGGUGACUGUGACUCCGACGGAGAUCAAUGAGACGUUUUUUACCUGACGGAUGUUUCCUCUGAACAUUUCCAACCAAUUCUGUCUGGUGUCAGACGAUUGUUGUCCAGAUAUUUCUAUGGAGCUCAACAGUUGAUCAGCAAGUCAACUGAGAAUAUUUUUAUAUCGAACAUAAAGGAUCCUCAGCUGCUUUGCUUUCAACACACACAUCACCUUGCCUUAUGUGAAAUGACGCGUGUUACACUCAUGAAGUGUGUAAGAUACAUAAUGUGGUUGGGAGUGAAUUGGUUUCCUGUUAACAGAAAGAUGAACACACUGGUUAAGUGCUAUCAUAGUUAUGGAGAGAUGUUUAUCUUAAAAGUCUUUGUGUAAUUCAUUGAUUUUUUUUUUUGUCCAUGUGUUUUGCACCUUUACAGUAACAAAACUGAUUACUCGUUAUUUCCACAGUGGGAUAAGGUGACUGUGUACACUGUGUUAAAGCUUUCCAUAGAUUUUUCUUCAUACAUGUUAAUCUGUUGAGCUGCUAAAGCUUCAGCCACUAAAACACAACUUUAAACUGAUUAUUUUUUGGUAAGUUUGUGCACCUGUAAAAUGAUGAGUUUUAUUUUCAUGCUUCGAACACUUUGAUUAUCAAUGUAAAAUAAAUGCUGUCCAUUUUUUAUAAGGAA
Molecule: messenger RNA, 1903 nt
Organism: Scophthalmus maximus (turbot)
Lineage: Eukaryota; Metazoa; Chordata; Actinopteri; Pleuronectiformes; Scophthalmidae
Gene: spg21
Product: SPG21 abhydrolase domain containing, maspardin
Exons: 9
Coding region: 333-1268 (311 amino acids)
Cellular component (GO): trans-Golgi network transport vesicle; cytosol
Molecular function (GO): CD4 receptor binding
Source: RefSeq, a predicted model, not a curated record